Sorex araneus (European shrew) is the source of this 912-nucleotide messenger RNA. Its product is annotated as olfactory receptor 7A10-like. Gene Ontology annotation, cellular component: membrane. Gene Ontology annotation, biological process: G protein-coupled receptor signaling pathway. The record is from RefSeq and is a predicted model, not a curated record. Lineage: Eukaryota; Metazoa; Chordata; Mammalia; Eulipotyphla; Soricidae. Gene Ontology annotation, molecular function: G protein-coupled receptor activity; olfactory receptor activity.
AUGGAGCCAGAAAACCUUACAGGAGUGACAGAAUUUCUUCUUCUAGUUCUGCAGGCCCUCAUCUUUUACCUUUUCCUGUCCAUGUACCUGGUCACCGUGCUGGGGAACCUGCUCAUCAUCCUGGCCGUCAGCUCAGACCCCCACCUCCACACGCCCAUGUACUUCUUCCUGUCCAACCUGUCCUUCGUAGACAUCUGCUUCACCUCCACCACCGUCACUAGAAUGCUGGUGAACAUCCAGACACAGAACAAAGCCAUCAGCUAUGCAGGAUGCAUCACCCAGAUGUACUUUUUUGUCCUCUUCACAGGCCUGGAUGAUUUCAUCUUGACGGUGAUGGCCUAUGACCGAUUCGUGGCCAUCUGCCACCCCCUGCACUACCCGGUCAUCAUGAACCCCCGGCUCUGCGGGCUGCUCCUUCUGGUGUGCCUGAUCACGAGUGUCCUGGAUUCCUUGUUAGAAAUCCUCAUGGUGUUGCCACUGUCCUUCUGUGCACAUGUGGAAAUCCCUCACUUCUUCUGUGAACUCAAUCAAGUGGUCCAUUUGGCUUGUUCUGACACAUUUUUUAGUGACUUGAUGAUGUAUAUUUCAGCAGUGCUCCUGGGGGUUGGCCCCCUCAUUGGGAUUCUUUAUUCCUACUCUAAGAUUGUUUCCUCCAUCCGCAGAAUCUCCUCAGCUCAGGGGAAGUAUAAAGCGUUUUCCACCUGCACGUCUCACCUCUCCGUGGUCUCCUUGUUUUACGGCACAUCCAUUGGCGUGUACCUGAGUUCUGCGGUGACACAGAACUCACAGCGUACUACCAUUGCCUCGGUGAUGUACACGGUGGUCACCCCCAUGCUGAACCCCUUCAUCUACAGCCUCAGGAACAAAGACAUCAAGGGUGCUCUGACAAGUCUCUUUGGGAAGAAAAAAUGA